CUCGCAUUUAUCAUUUCGAAUACAAAUUGUGUCCUAGUUUUGAGAACAGCGGGCCUUGCAAAGCUAGUUUUGAUUCCGGAUUUUCUGUGAAUUGUGAAUAUUCGUUGUUUUGGAACUGCUUUAUUUGGAAUAUACGUUAUAAAGAAAGUACGGUGACGCCGUGGUGCACUACGCAACUCUUACACCAGAACUCCAUGAACAUGAUGUAUAACGUGUGACUGACUGGCCAAAAAUGGACGUCAGGUGGUUGAUGGUUGUCGUCUGUCUGACUGGAGACGUUACAGCACAGCUUAUAGGUUGCCCCCUGCAGUGGGAGAGCUACGGUGACAGCUGUUACCAGUUCGUUUAUAGUACCGUCAUGACAUAUGAAGAGGCCGCCUCUGCAUGCUGGAUCCAGGGAUCAGCGCUAGUCAGUGUAAACGACGGAGCGGAGUUCAGGUUUAUACAGGAGUUCCUCGGGAGCCAUGUACAGGACAAAGAUACACAUUGGUACACGAGCGGACGUUACGUGAGUGGCGUGGUGACUUGGGGCGGGGAUGGAACGUCAACCAACAAUACACGUGACGACUCCUACUGGAUUUUGCCUCGCUACUACGCGUACACAUACUUUGGAAAUAGACUCGUCUACAGCUUCUCACUGUCCCGAAGUCAGUUCGCCUGGAGCGUGGUGAUAGGAUACGACCCGUACAACUACAUCUGUGAGAUCCCGAGACGAGAGGUGGGACGCAUCAUACAACAACAUAGAGGCUUCGCUUUCGGCUACGGAAAUUUGAGUUAUAAUGAAGUACCGAAGGGGCCGAAAUUCAUGAACCUUCCCCAGAACGAGGUUAUAACGGACUCCAUCCUCCCCUUGUUGAUGGAUUGUCUGGCUUCUGGUACCCCGCAGCCGUCGUACAAGUGGUACAUUAUGAAUCCACAAAUGGGAAACAACUCUAAGGAGAAUUACACAGAGCUGACGACCGGUGGUGGCAGCAAGCUGACGCUGUCUAACGGACGUUUGACGGUCACGAAACCCGAGGAACGGGCGGACACGGGGACUUACGUUUGCGAGGCGACCAACAGCCAGGGUUCCAUCCUCUCACCGCCAAUAGAAAUAUCAUUUGGCUAUCUGGACCAGUUCAGUCCAAACCAGGUGGGAUUCGUACAGGCCCUGCUUAUGAAGGGGACUUUCAUCAACUGCAACGCACCCUCCGCCAAACCAGCGCUGAGCUACCAGUGGUAUAAGGAUGAUAUUCGCAACUUUGUCCGCCCCGAGCUCAAUAAAUACUUCUUCAUUUCGGACAACGGCAAUCUCUACUUCUCUGAGGUUCAGGAAACGGACCGGGGUAACUACUACUGUGUUGUGACGCUGAUUCCGCGCGUGAACGAGAUCUUGAUCUCCCAUCAGCCCGUAUCCCGUUCCAGUCGACCCAUCGAGCUCAGGAUCAUUGGAAACCCGUCACUGGAUUACGGCCCAAUCAUCCACCCUGACUUUAUCGCCGUGUUCCCCAAACCGCCCAUCGUCGGCCAUAAUGUUAGAUUGGAGUGUUUCGCCUAUGGAAGGUUACCGAUGCAGUAUUCCUGGUCUCGCGCUAACGGACGACAAUUCCCCGCCGGUACCUACUUCAUGUACGAGAACCGCGUGCUUAUUAUUCCGAAGGCGCAGUUUGACGCUACCGGAAACUACACAUGUCACGUACAGAAGCGGACAGGCACACAGGCUACAGACACGCGCUCUUUCUUCCUCACACUUGAGGCCUAUCCAUACUUUGUGUUCCCUCUACAUGACAUGCACGCGGACGUGAACAGCGAGCUCACGUGGCGGUGCGAGGCGAGGGCCAUACCCGCAGCUACAUACACGUGGUACAAGAACUCUAAGCGCCUGCAGCAUGUUCCCGGUCAAGUAGAGAUACGGCGGAACGUCCUGUACAUCCGGAGCCUGGACAAGUCACGUGACGAGGGGAUGUACCAGUGCGAGGCCGCAAACGCCCACGGCACCAACAAGACUUCCGCCGAGCUCCGGGUGCUAUCGUUUCCCCCUAAUUUCAACCGGCGGCCGCUUCCCAGGACGGCGCAAGCGGCAGAGGGUGGCAAUCUGACGCUCCACUGCCUGCCGGAUGCUGCGCCACAGGCAGACAUAACGUGGUCUCAGAAUGGCGGCCAGAUUAACCCGGACGGGCGACGCGAGGUGUUCUGGGACGGGUCGCUGCGGGUGACACAAGUUUCCGGUGGUGACGCCGGGACCUACACAUGUCAAGCCUCCAAUAUUUAUGGCGAGGCCCAUUCAAAUACUGCAGUAACGGUUUUGCCUGGCAUACGAUGGCAGACGAAACCGACCAAUAGGAACGGAAACGUUAACACGACCGUGUUUCUGUUUUGUGAGGCAAGUUAUGACGUCACCAAGUAUGACCUCACCUACAUCUGGAAGUUCAACGGCCGGAAUAUCAACACGACACACGAUUUCUUCUACCAGAUAGGCGGCCGCCAGAACGUACCAGGCCUGUACAUCCGGAACGCUCAGUACUGGCACACCGGGGCUUACGAGUGUGUUGCGCAGACGGUCCUGAUCGCCAUUUCCGCUUCGGCCUUUGUCAAUAUUCUAGGGCCCCCAUCUCAGCCGGCGGGAGUUUUUGUAGUUGGCAACCCCGGCGGGCCGCCUGUUAACUCCCCUGGGUCACAAACACAGAACGCCAGCUCGAUCGCACGAGUAAUGUGGACGUGGAACCCGGCGGCCGAGCACGGGUUUCCCGCCAUCUUCUUCCACAUCGAGGCUCGCAGUGAACUAGGCGGAGUAUGGGAGUAUAUAGCUUAUGAUGUGCCCACUCAGAUGACAGUAACAGACGUUGAGAUGCGUCAUUUCUAUGACGUGUACGACAUUUUGCCCUACAAUUCAUAUCAGUUCCGUGUGCGCGCCGCCUGCCAGGUCGGAACGGGACCCCCGAGUCGGCCCUCAAGUUAUUUCAAGGUUCCGAUGGCGCCUCCUCGUGUAGCUCCCAGUUAUGUGACGGGCGGCAAUGGUUCCGUGGGUCUUCUUACCAUCAAAUGGGAGCCUUUACGGAGGGACCAGGAGGGCGGGCCAGAUUUCGGUUACCGCGUUUUCUGGCAGCGGAAAGGGGACAGCAGGAAAAUAUUCGCUGAAGCAGAUGUAGGUCGUAAGACUCAGCAUUCGGUGACGGUGGGGCUGGACAAUUUCUACCUGCCAUAUAGCGUAAAGGUACAGGCGUACAACCGCAUGGGGGACGGGCCGCUUUCUGACCUAACGACCGUAUACUCUGCCGAGGCCAUGCCUCCUACACGGCCGUCAAAAUUACAGUACCUGCCGAUUAACGGCACGGCUGUGACGGUCACGUGGAACCAAGUACCCAGCACGCGCGAGGCGGCCGGGGGCGUAGUGCUUGGCUACCAGAUCGACUACCAGGACGCGUACAAUCCGAAUGGGCAGAAAAACCGCGUGUUCGUCUAUUGUACGUGUGGUCAGGGUAAUAUUGUCGGCCUGGAUCCCAACUCUCACUACUGGGUGAAUGUGGAGGUGUUUAAUUCAGCGGGAAGGAGUGUACCUAGUGAGAAAUACCUCGUAGAGACUUAUGAGUCACCCGCUUCACGGUACCCUCAAUUUGUGGAGGUAUUGCCUGACACAGAGCACAGCGCCCGGGUCAAGUGGCGGGGCGUCAAUAUUCUCCAGAAUGAGGGAACGCUUUACGGGUACAAGCUGAUGUACUGGCCUGUAAGUGACGACCUACGCACGGCCAACUUUACGGAGGUGGGAAUAGUGAACGAGGCGGUAAUAAACGGACUUCAGACGGACAUCAUUUAUAGGCUGCGGGUCAUGGCCGUCAACAGAGGCGGCGAUGGCAGGAAGUCACCCACACUCUACUUCUCCAUCAUUAAAGGUGGAGGGAUCAACCUAAACCGUGCCAAUUUCGACCCUACCACGUCCGAGAUUCUCUUUUUAUCAUCCGCAUCAUCCAUCUCUGCACAUAUACUUCUCACUAUGGUGACAGUUCUCGCGUGCGUGUGCAAAUGGACGCUAUAAAAGCCAUCACGCAUUACAAACACACGGCAAAAAGUCUGCAGGGACAUUUUUACAUUUGAACCUUCCGAAAACCUAUGUGUGUGAUAGACUUGCGUCGUGCAUAUAACGGCAUGUGAACAGUUAGUAACAUGACUGAUAAAACAAGGUGAACAAAAAACAUAAACCCUUUGCUGUAAAGUGAACACGGAAAAUACGGGAUGUGUUCAUUUGGAAUGUAUUUGUGUAUAAGUGACUAGUGUAUAACAUGUAUUGACAGGUACCGACAUAGUGCCGUCGUGUGGCCAUGCGCAACAUGAAUGUCGUUAUUAUAACUGUUGACAUGGACACUCACGAGGACUAUUAGAUAACGUAGAUUUAUGUUGUAAAUUACCUUUUAUAAGGCUUUACUAUGUCCUAUUUCGUUCAUAUUAACAUACUUUGUACAUAUUCCACUUUAAAUUCAUUCUCACAGCGUGUAAUACCUGACUAUUUUUGCUUUUUCAUAUUAGUUACUGCACUAAAUCAGUGUGUGUAUACCACGUGAUAAAUUGCGUCAUAAAUGCUACGUCGGAAGGCAAUAUUUUGAUUUGAAAAAAUACUUUUAACAAAGAUACUUCACUAUUUCUUCACCAUUUCAAAUGAAACAUAGCGCAGUCUACGCCGCUUACAGAGCCCUACAUUCGGUCUUAUACCAGAGUUUGAUUGAGAGUUUAGUUUCUUUAAACACUUCGACAAACCUUUUCACAAUACGGCCGUCUGACGGAGCACUGUCUAAACAUGAUUUUUGAAACAGGGUUGUCGAAGUUGUUGUGUCCGCUAGUGGGAGGUAAUUCUUGAUAGUAUUUUCAUUGAUCUUUGCGCUCAAACUUUUGGGUAAUUGUUUAACUUUCCGCUGCUCUGUCUCCCGCUUUUUCAUUGCUGACGUACUGUAAAUGGUGGCUGAAUGAUAAAUCUUUCGUUCCUUUAUAUUCGGCUCCAUGGGAUGCAUGGUGUAAGUUUUUGCAGUAUAUAAUAAUUAUUCAUGUUCUUUGAUAGUUUGGCCACUUUAUUUUGAAAGCAAAGGCUCUUCUAGCCCAUAUUUUGUUAUUUUAAUUUUUGUGUUAAUUCGUACUUAAACAUGUUCGUACCUUGGUCAAUUUCGUCCGUAGGCCUUUAA
Molecule: messenger RNA, 5147 nt
Organism: Mya arenaria
Lineage: Eukaryota; Metazoa; Mollusca; Bivalvia; Myida; Myidae
Product: contactin-like
Exons: 29
Coding region: 233-4012 (1259 amino acids)
Biological process (GO): cell-cell adhesion
Molecular function (GO): protein binding
Source: RefSeq, a predicted model, not a curated record